AAGGAAAAGUUUGUACACAAAAUGGGUAAUAUCCGGUCAUCACUUCACAACUCCCAACUUUGGAAAGUCAAAAAUCAGCCGAAAUGGUAGUAGUAGAAUGAGCCGAGAAGCAAGAGGUAGCGUAAAUAAAUAUCAUUUCUCCCGCCAUAUACAUCUUUAACAAGAUUGAAAUUUACAUCUCCAACGCAUAAAUAUAUAUAUAUAUAUAUAUAUAUUCAUUUCUUGUUUACAUUUCCAUCUAAUCUAUCUAACUUAAUAAUAAUAAUAAAGUCAAAUUAAAAAUCAACCAAAAAAAAUGGAGUUACCGGUGAUUGAUCUUGGGCCAUAUUUAGAUCGAAAAGAUGAGACCCAAAUGAAAAGUGUGUGUAAAGAAGUGAGUCAAACAUUGAGUGAAACAGGGGCUUUGUUAGUCAAAGAUCCAAGAUGUUCUGCUCAAGAUAAUGAUCGGUUUCUUGAUAUGAUGGAAAAGUAUUUUGAACAGCCUGAUGAUUUUAAAAAGAAACAAGAACGGCCCCAUCUUCAUUAUCAGGUUGGUGUGACACCAGAAGGUGUUGAAGUUCCUCGUAGUUUGGUUGACGAGGAAAUGCAAAAGAAGCUGAAAGAAUUGCCAGAAGAGUCUCAGCCAUUGACUCCAACAGGUCCCGAUCCUAAGUGGCGGUAUAUGUGGAGAGUUGGUCCUCGGCCAUCAACUACGCGGUUUCAGGAGCUGAACUCUGAGCCAGUUAUACCUGAAGGUUUCCCUGAAUGGAAAGAGACUAUGGAUACAUGGGGUUCUAAAAUGAUAUCUGCUAUUGAGGUUGUUGCUGAAAUGGCAGCUAUUGGUUUUGGUCUAUCAAAGGAUGCAUUCACUGGUCUAAUGAAGCAGGGUCCUCAUCUUCUUGCUCCAACAGGAAGUAACCUUCAACGACAUGGCAAAGAGGGUACUGUGUUUGCAGGAUACCACUAUGACCUUAACUUUUUAACAAUUCACGGCCGAAGUAGAUUCCCUGGUCUAAGUAUUUGGCUAAGGAAUGGCAAGAAAGUUGAAGUGAAGGUUCCAGUUGGGUGUUUACUUAUUCAGACGGGAAAACAGAUAGAAUGGUUGACUGCUGGAGACUGUAUAGCUGGUAUGCAUGAAGUCGUCGUAAGUAAAAGAACAAUCGAUGCAAUUAAUAAAGCAUCCCAGGAAAAUCGAAGCCUCUGGAGAGUAUCCUCAACGUUAUUUUCUCAUAUCGCAUCGGACGCUGUGCUGAAGCCUCUAGGCCAUUUUGCACAAUUGCCUCUUGCUGACAAGUAUCCGCCCAUAUGUGCUGGAGAAUAUGUAGAACAAGAGCUGUCCGCGAUUAAUCUUAAAGGAAGCAGAGGAGACCUUUAAUAAGUAUAUUGGUGAAGAAAGGUGAAAUGAUGAAGGAAGAACAUCGGACGUAGAGAGCGAUUUGGUUCUACAUUUUCACUUGAAUUGAACAGAAUAAAGACAUCCCAAGCUGUUGGUAAGGUGCUAAAUAAAUCAAGGCUUAUGCAUAAGAGCCCCAAGUAGCUUGUAUUAGUUUCUCUAGUUUUUGUUAAUUAGCUUUAUAAUUUUGCUUUAUUUCUACCAGUCCACUUGUAUUAAGAACUUUCAAUGUAUCUGUUUUAGUUCACUAAUUACUUAUUGUAGCAACAUUUCAGCA
Molecule: messenger RNA, 1649 nt
Organism: Erigeron canadensis
Lineage: Eukaryota; Viridiplantae; Streptophyta; Magnoliopsida; Asterales; Asteraceae
Exons: 8
Coding region: 296-1354 (352 amino acids)
Source: RefSeq, a predicted model, not a curated record